Lottia gigantea (owl limpet) is the source of this 609-nucleotide messenger RNA. RefSeq lists its product as hypothetical. The transcript is spliced from 2 exons. The coding region runs from base 1 to 609 and encodes 202 amino acids. NCBI's taxonomy places the organism in Eukaryota, Metazoa, Mollusca, Gastropoda, Lottiidae. The record is from RefSeq and is a predicted model, not a curated record.
AUGAUAUAUUUUCCAGCGGCGGAUAGGAAUAAAGAUCCUAUAUUGGAAGUUCUUCAAAAAUAUUUUCCGGUGCCAAAAGUGGGCGCUGUGGAAAUUUCUUCAGGAACAGGACAGCAUGUGAGUCAUUUUGCCAAAAGUCUUCCACAUAUUAUAUGGCAACCUUCAGAAAUUGAUGCCCAAAGCAUCGAAAGUAUAAAAGCCUUCAUUGAACAUUUUAACCUUAAAAAUGUCUGUCAACCAAUUCGUGGAGACGUUCUUCAACCAGUGGAAUCCUGGAUUCCUCGUGCCUUCAAACCAUGUGACUUUAUUCUAUGUGUUAAUUUGAUACAUAUAUCACCAUGGCAAUGUACAUUAGGACUAAUGAAAAUUGCAGGAAAACUGUUAAAACCUAAUGGACACUUGUUUUUAUAUGGGCCAUUUGCAAUGCAUGGAGUGAUUGCACCAGAGAGCAACGUACAGUUUCAUCAAACUUUACGAUCACGUACGUCUGCUUGGGGUCUACGCGACAUCGAUGAUGUGGAAAAAGUAGCCAAUGAAAAUGGAAUGAAAAUUUUAGAAAUUAUAGACAUGCCUGCGAAUAAUAAAACAGUGGUGUUCCAAAAAGAGUGA